AUCACAACUGCGAACCCAACACUUGAUCACAAGCAAAAAGAAGCAUUGCCCUAGCCCCAAAUCAGGACUGGUCCGUCUGUCAGUGCAACACCCAAGCCAAGAUUCCCGGCGCAGGGUUCCGACCAAAGCUGCCCCGGAGUCGGCACAUGCUGUGUUCCCUGACGGCGAUGCAUGCAGUCGGUGUCUUGGAUUUCACGGCUUUUCUUUUAUACAAAAAAACCGAUACAAAUCAACGGGAGUGGAGGUGGCUGCGGGGUUUCGGUCGGGGUUCCGCACAACCCCAAAACCCCACCCCCACGCAAGCAAUGGACAAGGCUGCUGGCUCCCAGUUCCUGGCUGAAUCACAUGCCAAAAGCACCGCCUUUUCUCAGCUCAGCAUGAUCAAGAGCAGCGACACCCCGUGA
This is a messenger RNA of Podospora pseudocomata, 404 nucleotides long. RefSeq lists its product as uncharacterized. The transcript has 2 exons. NCBI's taxonomy places the organism in Eukaryota, Fungi, Ascomycota, Sordariomycetes, Sordariales, Podosporaceae. The coding region runs from base 147 to 404 and encodes 85 amino acids. The record is from RefSeq and is a predicted model, not a curated record.